CUUAUUACAGUGUGUCUAUUUUGUGCGCGUGACUCGUGCAAAGAGCAGAUAUCAAUCAAAGUGCAUGCAAGGACGCUUUUAUCAAAUCAUUUACGACCAAGUUCAAAGCGGGCAUAGUUUUUGAGCCGUGAUGUCCAUGUAUCCAUAUCCAGCCAACUCGCCUGCCACAAACAACAACAUGAUCACGCCGAUGUACGGAAAUCAAGGCUACGAAUUUUAUCGGCCCACCGCGUCUCAUUACUCGUCCGUUCAUUUCCCUGUUUAUCCCGCACACGGACAAUAUCAAGCGAGGCAAGAUCGCCUCUAUCCUCCUAUUCCACGCACUCAACAUGUGCCGCAUCAAAGACACGAGAUGGUAAAGCCGCCAUACUCUUACAUCGCGCUUAUUGCUAUGGCAAUUCAGAGUGCACCAGAGAAGAAAAUAACACUUAGUGGAAUAUAUCAAUUUAUCAUGGACAGAUUUCCGUAUUAUAGAGAGAAUAAACAAGGCUGGCAAAACUCAAUCCGACACAAUCUUUCUUUAAACGAGUGCUUCGUCAAAGUGCCAAGGGAUGAUAAGAAACCGGGCAAAGGAAGUUUCUGGAGUUUGGAUCCCGAGAGUUUGAACAUGUUCGAGAAUGGAAGCUACCUGCGAAGACGAAAACGCUUCAGAAAGAAGGAUAAAACAACGUCAGAAAGCAGCAACAACACCGAGAAUCAAGACAAAAAGGAGCAUAGCACUUCCGCCGACACAAAGACAACAAGCUCUGAAAACUCAACAACAACUUCCGCUGCGCAAGAAAAGGCUAAAGAGCAUGAGACGCUAACAAGUAGUACACAGAUAGCUCGGGCAGAAUCCUUAGAGUCUACCGCAAAAUCAGAGAGUAAAGUAACGCCCGCCACAAAGGCCAGCCCACCAUCCUGCAAGCGUGAGUGCAUGGUUAACUCUGAAGAGGGAGACAUUGCAUCGAGUAAUUCGCCUGGUGAGAUCAGUGAAGCGCCACAGGCUUCCACUCCACCUUCCUUCCCUACAGUUCCUCCGUGCACCAUUUACGAGAAUGCGUACGGGUUGAACUACCCCUCCUAUCACCAAAACGGGCAACAAGGCAGCUACUCGAGCGCACCGUACGCAGCCUGCCACUCUCCCUCCUACACCAGUUCAAACACACCCAAUGGCCGGGCUUACGUUCACCGAUACGAGCCUCAGAUGAGCCCUGAGCACUCAGCCGUUGUUCCUGGCCGCUACUCACCGCAUUUGAGCCAUUACAGUCAGCAAGCCACACAAAACCAACACGUAGAGGAGGUCCAAGUACACCGGCAACAAUACGCUGCAGAUUAUGAACCUCCAGCUAGAGCGGGCCAGUGGUACUCAUCAUCCAGCUACCACAGUAAUGAGCCCUCUGUCUCCAGCGCCCAUAACUGCUUCCCGAAUGUACGCGAGAUGUUUGAAUCGCAGCGUCUGAUCGCUCCUAGUGGUGGACAGACAGUGCCGGUCAUGCAAGCAACUCAAGGUCAGUUUGGAUCUUCUAAUGCUGCUUAUCACUCAACUGCGGCAUCCGUGCCUCAGUACACUCUUUAAUCUUUGAUCUCCUCACUGAACUAAGACUAUUUUAGGACAAGACAUUGUGGAAGGGUUCAGAGCCUUUAUGAAAAUGUAUAGUGUUCUUUCGUUUUUCUGUACUUUUUGCUUUGUUGGGAAUGGAUACUCAACUCAGAUGUAAAGAGAGAGAGACUUAAUUUUUUAGGCACGACAAGAAUAUAUUUUACCAAGUUUUAUACAAUUCGUAGUUGUACCCCAAGCGUUAUUCGGGGUUUCCGCAAUUUUUAAGUUUCAUUUUAAGCGCCAAGUUGUUUGACAAUUGAUUUUUGUACCGGUGAAGUUUGUUUGUAGUGAGGCUUAGGAGCAACAAGCGUUGUUUUCUUUCAACUCGCCCUCCACAAGUGUUUCACUGUAUGUCGCCCACAAUGCUCACAGUAUGAGGGGACAGUCAAUCGAGUCCAGCUAAACUGUUUCGUCAUCAAACCCGCUUUUCCAAACCGCAAGCUGCCAGUCAUGAAAACCUGCACGCAAUUCGUGAUUAACUUUAUCCGUAUUUGUAAAUUUUAGUGCCAAAAAGUUUUUUCAAACCGGUGAAAAACACUCACUGCGAGGGUGUGUUUAAAGAAUCGCGUUGCGAAGAAAGGUUUGUUUUGUAAUCAAACUUAUACCAGCAAUUAUGUCAGUGAUUAUUGUGAUGUCUAGCAUAGAACGGCCUUUAAACUACUGCGUAUCGCUGGUGUACAUAGGACUCAAAGGAUUUUGUUAUAUUUAAUGAUGUAGAGCUAUUUUUCAAUCUGAUUUAUUCUUGAUAUAAAAUCCCAACGAAAAGCAAAAGCGAUUAGUUUUUCUAAGACAAAAUAGAGAUUGUGUACGUGAUUGUGUGUAUGUUUUUAUUCACACGUUUUUUACACCACUUAGCGGUUUAGAUGUGUAGACCUGAUUUACAUAUGCUUUUACGAAAUAAAAUCGAACUGAUCGUACUUUUUCAUGA
Molecule: messenger RNA, 2510 nt
Organism: Pocillopora damicornis (cauliflower coral)
Lineage: Eukaryota; Metazoa; Cnidaria; Anthozoa; Scleractinia; Pocilloporidae
Biological process (GO): anatomical structure morphogenesis; regulation of transcription by RNA polymerase II; cell differentiation
Molecular function (GO): RNA polymerase II cis-regulatory region sequence-specific DNA binding; DNA-binding transcription factor activity, RNA polymerase II-specific
Source: RefSeq, a predicted model, not a curated record